Messenger RNA from Paramecium octaurelia, 702 nucleotides. Lineage: Eukaryota; Ciliophora; Oligohymenophorea; Peniculida; Parameciidae. The record is from the annotation of a GenBank genome assembly.
AUGCUUAAUCUAGCUUAGCCUGUAUUGCUGUGUAUCUUGCCAAGGGAUCAGGAUCGAGCAUUUUAGUAAGUAGUUCGAUAGUUUGAGACGAGAAUUUCAUUUAUGAAUAAUCUAUAAAGCCUUCUUGAUUUUGAGACAACAUCUUUUGGUAGUUUUCAUUGUAGAAAGGGGAUUGCUGAGAAGUCAACAUUUAAUAGAGCACAAUCCCUAAGCCAUACACAUCAACUUUAUAAUCGUAAUUCUGAUCUUUCAGAAUUUCUGGAGCAAUAUUACCAGGAGUACCAGCUCUUUGAUGAUUGUACUUCCCAUUUUCAUUGUAAUAGACAGCCAACCCAAAGUCUGAGAUUACGAUAUCUUCGAGAUUGGGUUUGCGAAGUAAGAUGUUCUCUGGUUUAAUGUCUCUAUGCAGCACUCCUUUCGAAUGAAUACUAACCAAAGCUUCUAGCAAUUUAUGUGUAGUUUUAAUGGCAUCUUCUUCUGGAAUUUCAGUUCUUAGGAGAUACUCAUAAAGACUCCCAUAUUUGUAAAACUCUUAGAUUAAAUAUAAGUAUUUUGAUGAUUCAUAUGCUUCUAUGAUUUGACUUGUGUAUGGAUGAUCCAUUUAUCGUAAAAUAUCUAAUUCCUAUUUUACACAAGUUAAAUCAAAUUUUGUAGAGGCCUUGUCAUAUAUUUUGACAGCAAACUCUUGCUUGCUCUCCUUGU